Molecule: messenger RNA, 154 nt
Organism: Racocetra persica
Lineage: Eukaryota; Fungi; Glomeromycota; Glomeromycetes; Diversisporales; Gigasporaceae
Source: the annotation of a GenBank genome assembly
UUAUGAAGAUUAUGCUAAAUUACCCGAUUUUACAUGGGAAGAAAUUAAUGAACGAGUUCAACAUGGGGCUUAUUUGGUUGUUUGCGAUGGACUUGUAGUAGACAUUCGCAGUUUUUGUGAUGCCCACCCAGGUGGAAGUAAAGUAUUAUUGCAC